Daldinia vernicosa is the source of this 329-nucleotide messenger RNA. RefSeq lists its product as uncharacterized. The transcript has a single exon. Lineage: Eukaryota; Fungi; Ascomycota; Sordariomycetes; Xylariales; Hypoxylaceae. The record is from RefSeq and is a predicted model, not a curated record. Bases 56 to 214 code for a protein of 52 amino acids.
CUACGAUGAUACGAGCAUUUAAAUAAUUAUUACUACCGCCCACUAAGCGCAAAACAUGAACACUACUGCUGAAACUCUUCCUCACGUCUCUAGGCGAGCUAGACAUCGCAAUGAAAAGUAUUUCGCGUCACCUGGAGGCAGUGUAAUACCAGGGACACGGUGGGAGCGAUCAUGCGCAAGCACAGAGGAUGCGCUCCCUCGGGACAAAAAUUAGAAUAAUCACGAUUGAGUCCAAGUAGGACUCUUUCAGAGAUUAAACUGAAAAGAACAGAUACUACACUUGAUCUAAGCCAAAAGGCAAAGAGAGCUGAAGAAGAAAGGAAGAAAAA